AACGGAGCGUACUUGACUCCUAGCGACUGAAAAUGAAUUAUCGAAUUUCUGAAUUAUUUUAUUAAAAUUAAAUUACAUAGUGUAGCCGUAAGUGUACUACGUAGGCGUAAAAAUAUUUAUUGCUUUAGGUAUUAUUAGUUUACUGAGUAUUUUAUACGGUUUUAUUUACUAACAAAUUUUGCUUCAUCGAUGGACUUUAGAAUCGAUAACCCAAUUUCUUUUAAGUUUUUAAACGACUGCAAUUGUGCAUUACUGUGUCGCUGUAAAAUGCUGUUGUGUUAAGGUUGUGUGAAGUUAUAGUGCCCGUUGUGACCAUGCUUUUCACACCGAUUUAUAUUGCUAUGACCUUUAUAAAGACCUGGAGAAUUCGCUCGUUUCGCGCUCGUCUACUUGAAUUUUUGAACGGUAACACAAGUGUCGCAUUUUGCAAAGUCCCUGAAAAUGCAGCAGAAACCCCUACACUUAGUUCUAAGCUAUGUACAAAUCCAAAAAAUGCAUAUCUAUGUGAUUUACUGGACUAUACGAAUGCUACGAGAAUCUGCAGUAUGAAGCCGACCCAGUUGAUAGAGAUCAAUGACUGGGUAACAUGUGCGAAUGGCUUGCCACUCGGCUCCAGUGACCAAUCUCCCAUCACCGACUUAGAUGUGGAUGUGUUGUUUGAGUGUGAGAUGGAACCCCAUGAUAAUACAGGGCAAGAUAUCAUUACUUUAGAAUCUAUGGGUCAGCCAGUAGCAUGGAAAGCAGGCUCACACCUUGCUAUAAUAGUGAAGACAAAUAUAGAACACCUCAGUGUCAUCGGCUUCAAUUUCAUUGGUGGAGAGUUUGUCAUAGACCACAAUCUGCCUGUAGUCAGGAUACAGACUGUUCAGCUAUCAGGGGAACCAAAUAAGGCUUCCGAUACAUCUAUGAGAAGUCUCCGCAGUGACAUUCAGCACAGUCUCAAACAGCCAGCCAAUGAGUUUCAGUGGCCAGUACACGCUGCACUACUCAGGAAACUCUCCAAAGUUGUAGAUAUUAAGUCUGAUGCUAAGAAUACCAUACAGAUGAAUGGAAGCAGCGGAGAACUGGUACUUGAAGUACCACCUCCUCGAAAAACUGUCACCCUAGCUGAUGUCAGUGUGAACACGGGCAAAUCGUUAUCAGGAGAGGAAACAGACAAUCCCGAGGACAGUAAAAAUGCAAUAGAAGUUGCAAUAAAGCCAGAAGAACUACAGCCUGAUGAAAAAGAAGUUAUAUUGGAAAAUGUCACAGUAGAAAUACAACACAAUAUCACACCAAAGAAAUCUAGUUUAAAACUUGACUUGAAGAAGGGUACGAGUCAACUUUCAACUUCUCUAUUAAACAUAUCUAGCCAAAUAAAGUCUGUAACUACUCAUAAAAGGAUAGUAAGUACGACCGGACCAAAGAGGCCGCAGUCCCAGAUAGAUUGUUACCCAGUAAAGGAGGAGACGGCUAGGAGUUCAAGCUCUCAGAGUACGCCGAAAUCUGUGAAAAGUUCCCGUCCAUUAGUGAAUACAAAGUCACCGAAUGUGUUGAUUUAUUCUGAUAGUAUAGUAGCUAGAGAUAAUUUGGAGGCCUCCCUUAGGAAAAUACUGGAUUGUGAUAGGUAUACGUUAUACGUGGUGUCGCGUGAAACGCUCGAGGCAGGAGCGUGGCGCGGGCGGGCAGCGCUGGUGGCCGUAGCAGGCUGUGUAGGCCGGGCCGCGCCACUUCUGUUGGCGCAUUUGUUAGCAGGGGGCCGAUUACUCGCACUCUGUUCUGAUCUACUCCAUACUGUGUUGCCGUACUAUAAGACUGCCGAGGUUCGUGAAAAUGAAAUAGUUCAAUUCAGUUACGAUAAAUGGAAAUCUGUGAAGAUGAAACAUCACAUAUUCUGCUACCAAGCGUCGCCUGCCAAGAAACAAUUUUCAACGGAAUGCGACAGGCAGCCUUCCAAGUACACGGGUCAUCCUGGCCACGAGCUGGAUAUCCAGGUGUUGGCCUCCGAGGAAACGUGGCGCACACCCUCACUGCUGCAGUCCACAGACCUGACUAACGGAGGCAUCGCUAUAUUCUCACAGAUACAUUUAGAAGCUGACCCCAGCGAUUACCUAGGCGACGAGGGAAUGAAAAGUAACGACGCUCGCCUGGGAAUCAUUCACAAAAUACUAGGCGAUAUACUCGGUCUUCACGUAAAGGAACCAAAAGAACUGACUCAGAUUGAGUAUACGCGAGGUUUCUUCCUAGGCAACCAUGUGAACAAGCUGCAGCUGGUGGAGGCGUGUCCGCUAGUGGAUGGGGCGCGCGUGCAGACCUUGGGCGACUUGCGAGUGCAGUGGUGCCUCACGGGGGAGGAGCCUCUGCAGCCGCCUGGCCCCUCCUUCCUGCCUGUAUACGUCUACGAGUGCCCCGAACACUUUUCCACCGUCGAAUAUUUUGAUAACCUAACAUCGAAGCACAUGGGUCGGCUGGUGGUAUACUCGGACGUGAUGUCGUCGACGAUGCACGUGACGAGCGGCCCGCUGGCGCACGGCGCGGGCUCCGUGGCGCGCCGCCAGGCCGCCGGCCGGGGCCGCGCCGGGAACUCGUGGAUCUCGCCGCUAGGGCAGGCUGCUAUAUCGCUACAGGUUUGGAUGAAAGUAUCGCCGUGCCUCCCUCUAGUACAACACGCCGCUGCACUGGCCGCCGUGCGGGCCAUACGGUCGCAGCCAGCUUACGAACAUUUGGAUAUUAGGAUAAAAUGGCCGAACGAUAUAUAUUUUGGUCGUGACGUCAAAAUCGGUGGCACUAUCACCACCGCCAACUGCAUCGGCGAACAAGUCUACGUUAAUAUAGGUACCGGUGUAAACAUAUCGAAUAGUGUGCCGACAAUGUGUCUGAACGACAUUAUAACGGAACACAACAAACUCCACGGCACCACUCUACCUCUAAUAUCAAUAGAGAAGUUCCUAGCGAGAUAUUGCUCGCAACUCGAGCGGAUAAUCGAUUACAUGAGCUCGGACGGAGGAAUCGAUGCCUUUUUCGAACAGUAUUACCAGUAUUGGUUGCAUACUGGUGAAUCGAUCCGUAUUAAAAGUGAGGCGACGUCAACUCCAGUGGAUGGUACAAUAAAGGGGUUAGACGAAGCAGGCUGGCUGGUGGUCACUACAGCCGGGGGCGAGGUCACGGUGGCUCCCGACGGUAAUACCUUUGACAUGAUGAGCGGACUUGUCGCGCCACGUGUUUAGGUCAACUAUAUAAGGGGCAUCCAUAAAUUAUGUGAGGUG
Messenger RNA from Spodoptera exigua (beet armyworm), 3245 nucleotides. The record is from the annotation of a GenBank genome assembly. Lineage: Eukaryota; Metazoa; Arthropoda; Insecta; Lepidoptera; Noctuidae.